AUGGACCUAGGUGGAGGCUGGGACGACCACAUACCUCUGGUAGAGUUUGCCUACAACAACAGUUACCAUUCCAGCAUCCAAAUGGCACCAUAUGAAGCUCUAUAUGGAAGGAAAUGCCGAUCUCCUCUGCAUUGGGAUGAGGUCGGAGAGCGAAAACUACUCGGUCCUGAAUUGGUCCAGAGUGCUAGAGAUAAGGUACUGCUAAUAACGCGGAGACUACAAGCCGCUCAGGACAGACAGAAACGAUGGGCUGACAAAGGCAGGAGAGAAUUGGAAUUUUUGGAGGGGAACUUUGUCUUCCUAAAAAUUUCUCCGUCAAGGGGUGUUACCCGAUUUGGGCGGCACGGUAAACUGAGUCCUCGCUACAUCGGCCCAUUCGAGGUUCUCGCUAAAGUGGGCAAGGUCGCCUACAAGCUGGCCCUACCUCCAGAGUUAUCAGGAAUACACGACGUCUUUCACGUCUCCCUCCUACGCAGGUACAUCCCAGAUUCCAGCCAUGUAUUACAGUAUGAACCCUUGCAGAUAAAUGAAGACCUGACCUAUGAGGAAGCUCCUCUGCGCAUCGUCGAUAAGAAGGAGCAAAUUCUUCGGAGGCGUACCAUCCCUUAUGUCAAAGUUCAGUGGGCCAACCACACUGAACGGGAAGCCACUUGGGAACUUGAAGAGGAGAUGCGCCAAAGUUACCCCCAGCUCUUCGAAGAUAGAGAAGAAAUUUAUCAUGAUACUAAUGUUGUUGUCUUGGAUGAGAGUAAGGAAUUGGUGUUACUCCCUUCUCAAGGAGUAGAUCUUUUCAAUGAAGGCUUUCGUAAGACUUGUGGAGAACUAUGCUUCAAAGAGCUUAAAGAUUAUUUCAACAAGAUGAUGUGGCUCCAAACUCCAUCUUUUAGAAAUCAUGAGUUCAAAUGCUUGAAGGGUUUGUUUGAUUUCAGAAAGAGUGAUUUCCUUGAUAACAAUCCAAAGAUCGUAUGUCAAGAAGAGAUAUUUAUAGCACUUUCAAAUGAAGAUGAUAUUCUCAAGGAUCUUUGA
Phoenix dactylifera (date palm) is the source of this 1026-nucleotide messenger RNA. The record is from RefSeq and is a predicted model, not a curated record. NCBI's taxonomy places the organism in Eukaryota, Viridiplantae, Streptophyta, Magnoliopsida, Arecales, Arecaceae.